AUGGCACCCAAUCUAGAGACAUUCAAGCAUAUUUCGAGCAGGAUUAACUUCUUCCGAAAUCACCGCCCGGACCAGAAUUCUACCGAUAGUGAGAAAUCGCCCCAACAUUUACUUACUCAAAUACGACCGCCGUCAAUAUCAAGUCUCAAUUUCGCAUCAGCAUCAGCAUCAGCACCAGCGGCAUCGGCCUCGGACUCAGCUUCGACCUCAAUCUCACCGUCCGCAGGUCCAGCCCAGGCCAAAAAGACCUCGGAAGUUUCGCGUAACAAACCGCCCACAAUGGCUUUGAAACAAGGUUCUAACUUGCCCCGGGCGUCAAAAUCAACAUCCACGUACACGAAAAUGCCAACUUUCUCGAGCACAUCUUCGUCGAUCUUUGCUGGCUCUUCAGCUGGUGCGCCCGCCACGAACAUGGUCGCUGACGGAAGUUCGCUUCGGGUGGAAUCAGCGGGAAAGCCCUCAGCAAGCAAUAGUAAAAUGCUCAGUCAGGGUCUUGGUAGCAAAUAUAACCCUAUUGACCUCACCGACAACACACCCGAGAAUGAUUUUCAACCAUCAUACCACUCUACUUUCGAGACUCCUAAAGCUCUUAAACAACAUUCAUGGACUCCAACGGCAAGUCUCCCUCAUACAGCACAUUUCCAUCCAACAACCCCAGUAGCUCCGGCAGCCCCGGCAACGCAGGAUUUUGUUCAUCCAGGUCUGUGGGCGCUUCCCGGGUAUCCAAACCAUUCUUACGGACCCAUGAAAUACGACGAGUUCCCGCCAAUGUUUGACACUUGGUCGUUAGCCGAUGCCGGGACGUUCUGGGAUGAUCCGUCCGUACCACCUGGAGCCAACACUCCGUCGCUGGGUCCACCAGAAUACCCGAAACCCACAGUUGAUGAGAUGGCUUUUCAAAACUCUGGAUCGUGGUUUAGUAAGUGGGCGGGAAGUAGCCUAACCCCACCCUUCCCAUACCCGAACUAUCCUCAACAACAACCAAACCAGGGACCGCAGUUCGGGGGAACGGCGAUGGAUGUGGACAGUCCGGAGGAUAGCAGUGAAUCUUCGGCGGAUCAAGAUGAACUUCCGGAGGAACCCACCGCCUCCAACGAAAUAUUAUCUAAACUGGAGCCGUUACAACAGUUCGUCCGAGAGUGUCUUCGCCGAACCUGCCCCAAAUGCCCUACCAAGAGAGCAUUAGACGCCAAGGAUGUCGUGAACAUGACGACAGGAUGGGCCAAAGAUUCUGAUAAUAUCGUCCUAGGCACGUCGUGUCAAGGCCGAUUUUGUCAGGCAUUCACGUGUCUCGGCUGUGGAAAGGCCAUAUACAUUACAGGAAUGGGAAGAGCAACGAGUAGCUUCUUCAUAUCCGGAAAAAAGGUCGCCGUGUAUUGGUGCUGCGAUGACGGAAGGCUCGCUGCGAUUUGGGCUCUUGCUUGCGGUUGGAAGGCGCCGACACCCAAACCCCGAACCGUAACCCGCGUGGUCAAUAAGGUCCGAGAACGAAGUAACACCAAGUUCGCCACGACUCACGGCGGACAUAGCCAUAGUACGCAACGCACGCCAGCUAACGCCAAAGGCAUUGGUUACGGUAGUGAACGACCAGAAUAUCAUCCCUUCAGCUAUUUCCAAAGUCGACUAGCUCCUCGCCCGAUCCCCGAAAGGCCCAUAGAUACUCAAGAGGAUUCCGUACAGGAGGCAUAUUUCAAACUCUUAGCUGCGCUGCUUCCUUCGCCCACUGGAAGUACUGAUUUUGACUUUUUGCCUCCUUUUUAUUUCUCGCAUAUGCUUUCCCGCAGUCCUCUAGUAGAGAUGACCGCUAUGAUGUUGAAUAAUGGCUCGAUGGAAGAGAUGUCCCGCCAUUGUCGGCUUCAUGACGCCAUGUUAGAUUUUUUCGAGGCAUUAGGCAAUCACCCGGCAACUACUGGGUUAUUGUAUAAUGACCGCAACUUGUAUCACGCGAAAGGCGGAAGCCUCUUGGAGGUUUCAAUCCCUCCAGUCCACAAAAAGGCCAAACUGGCCCCCAAGGAUACCAGUAAACCUUUAACAACAUUAUUGGAGAAAAUGGCAACCCAGUCGCGGACAGUUCUUCGCCAUGCCAGGGCCAAUCCUACCGAGUUUCAAAAUACCGAGGGGCGGGAUCUGCUAACGAUUAGUCAACGGUUAAUUAAUCUCUCCGCUCACCAUAUGAGCAAUAUGCAACUUCUCCAAACGGAAAUGGAUACGAGCGACGGUGAAUCAAUUAUCGACUUUUCUCAGUGGCAUCGCGAAAAUAAUACUCGAGACACUCCUGAUGAAUCGAUUCUGAAUGGCUUCGCAUUCACGCGAGAACUUGAGAGAAUGUCCAACGCGAUCCCAGCCCGUGGAAGAAUGAAGAGGCUAAUUACUGAGAUCUCGACGCUUCAGACAUCUCUGCCGGAGGGUAUUUUUAUAUGCCAUGGAUCAUCACGACUAGACAUCAUGAAGGUCCUCAUCAUUGGACCCAAAGGUACCCCUUACGAGCAUGGAUUGUUCGAAUUUGAUUUGUGGUGCCCCCCAGACUACCCAAAUUCGGCGCCCAAGAUGAAAUACAAGACCACAAAUAACGGAAGAACGCGAUUCAACCCGAACCUGUACGAAGAUGGCACAAUAUGCCUUUCCUUGCUAGGGACAUGGUCUGGUGAGCCCUGGAGAGCCAAUAAGUCAACUAUACUUCAGGUACUUGUGAGUAUCCAGGCCAUGAUUCUCUGCGAACAGCCCUGGUACAAUGAACCCGGUCGAGAGUUAAACGAGAACAAGUCUCUAUCAACGAAAUAUAACAACGAUAUACGCAGCUGGACGUUACAAUAUGCCCUGCUGCCCUGGAUCAACGCACUUAGUGCCAAAAACACAGAUCAAGGCGCCAGCUCUAGCUCUACUACAAGUGUUGAACCACUCUGGAAGGAAACCGCUCGAUUGUUCUUGUGCGCGAAAGCUAGGGACAUCAUAAGCUCAUCCAACCAGGCAGCUUCCAGAUCACGAAAGAUGGCGUUACAAGGUGUCGCAAAGACCGUUGAGUCGACCCUUCGAGCAAAGGGUUUUGUAGAUUGA
Messenger RNA from Hypoxylon trugodes, 3054 nucleotides. RefSeq lists its product as uncharacterized. Gene Ontology annotation, molecular function: ubiquitin conjugating enzyme activity. NCBI's taxonomy places the organism in Eukaryota, Fungi, Ascomycota, Sordariomycetes, Xylariales, Hypoxylaceae. The record is from RefSeq and is a predicted model, not a curated record. Bases 1 to 3054 code for a protein of 1017 amino acids. The transcript has 3 exons.